Molecule: messenger RNA, 3104 nt
Organism: Oncorhynchus nerka (sockeye salmon)
Lineage: Eukaryota; Metazoa; Chordata; Actinopteri; Salmoniformes; Salmonidae
Product: P2Y purinoceptor 11-like
Exons: 2
Coding region: 331-1272 (313 amino acids)
Biological process (GO): G protein-coupled receptor signaling pathway; calcium-mediated signaling
Cellular component (GO): plasma membrane
Molecular function (GO): G protein-coupled ATP receptor activity; neurotransmitter receptor activity
Source: RefSeq, a predicted model, not a curated record
AGCAUGCGACUUGAGUUGUGACAUUUUCAUUUGGUACUGUGCUACAAAUAGAACAAGGGGCAUGCAGUGUUAGUCACACUUCUUGAAAAUGCCUACGAAGGGGUUGAUUUGUGAGGGUGGCGGAAGGUCAAAAAGGGAAGUGACUGCUUUAAACCUUUACAUGUAACGAACCAAUCAUGGAAGUUCUACUGGUCUCUGUGAACAUCUACCCCAGGAACUGUAGCCUUAUCUGUCAAUGAAGAUUAACAAAUACCACUUUUGGGAGCCAGUUUGCACAGCCUUUUCCCCUCCUAUUUUCUAAUCUCCCACAGAAAUCAAUACACAACAAACAUGAUGGAUCACAACUCUUCUUGUCAUGGUGACAAGUUCCAAGUGCAAUUAUUGCCUUCAGUGUACGGUGUUGAGUUCUGCGUGGCGUUGGUUGGUAACCUGUUUGCCCUGAGACUCCUGUCUACCAGGGAUAGGAACAGCUGGCACACUGGUGUGGUGCUGUCCUGUAACCUGGCCAUCAGUGACCUGCUCUAUGUCCUCACCCUGCCCCUGCUCAUAGUCUACUACAUGCAGGACAAGAACUGGCUGUUUGGGGUGGCGGUCUGUAAGAUAGAACGCUUCCUCUUCACCUGCAAUCUAUAUGUUAGCAUCUACUUCAUCAUGUGUAUCAGUGUGAACCGCUAUGUGGCCAUUGUGUAUCCCUUCUUCAGCCGGAACCAUGUGAACCCCGCCAAAGCCAAGGCUGCUAGUGUCGCCAUCUGGAUCUUUGUGACCGCCAUCUCCUCUCCUGUGUUGAAGUUUGCCUCCACAUGUCCAGAGGGAAGCAACAAAACCUGUUGUGUAUCCUACUCCUAUUGCACCAUCAGUGAUGCAGUUGCAUACACUCACUUGUUUUACAAAUUCUUUCUGUCUGUGGUUGGGUGUUUUAUUCCCUUCCUGGUCACAUUUGCAUCAUACUGCGCAGUGUUGAGGGUGGUGUGGAGGAAUGUGAAUAUAACCUCCCUGGAGAAACGGAAGGUGGCCCUGAUGGUGUUUGCAGUGGUUGUGCUGUAUGCCAUUUCCUUUGUGCCUUAUCACCUCCUCCAGAGCUACUAUUUCUACCAGAAGGUUCACAAACGUGGCUCGGUCUGCGACUGGGUGUACAAGGCCUACCAAGUGUCCAAGGGACUGGCUACACUGAACAUGUGCAUCCAUCCACUGCUCUACAUGGCUGUGUUUGAUAACAUCAGAGUGGCCUGCUGUGGAAGGAGCUCAGCUGAUAUGGCAAUGAAUAAUACAUGAAUUAAACAAUGCUCUCUCUGGUCCUUGGAAGCUUACACUUAUGGUGUUUCUGAUAAGCAAGUGUUACACACAGUUGAUGACUUAUCUGUAAAUAACUGCAGCUAUAUGCACUUCCUUCCAAUGUUCUGAUGGUCAUGUUUCCUUUCAUAAAGUCUAAACUAUGCCCUCUUCUAUAUUCAUUAUUACAGUAUCGGAUAAUAGAAAUUGAACACGUAAAAAAUAGCUAUUUCAAAUGUAGCUACAUUUCUACAUUGCUUACAGUUUUCACCUGAUGAGCUUACAGAACAGGAGAAAAACGUGAACACCAAAAGCACAGGAUAAAGUUAAUAUAACCGCCAUUUUGUGCCCUAGGAGACGGUGGAUGGAAAAGCGCGCUAGUUAGAAAUGAAAAAGAGUCGCUGUAGCUAUUGAUAAAGAGGAACAUCAAGACGAUGCAGCUGCUUUAGAAGUGGGAUGCACUGUUGAGCGUUACAUCCCGAGGGGUUCGUGCUGGUUGUAUGGAGAUUGUGACAGCCGGAUAAAUGUCAUCCCUCGAGAGGGCAAGAACAAGAUGUAUGUGAGGAGAAGUGCAGUAUUAUAAGGAGGGAACAAGUGAGGCAGAGGAGGUCUUAAGAGAGAGGAAGAAAUAGAGUGAGCUUGAAUCGGUUAAAAUGGCGGGGGAAAGGGAGAUGGUUUGUUAAAUAAGAAUGGUAGAGUGAGCUGUAUGCAGGGUCGAAGACGGGAGGAGAAAUAGAAGUGAAUCAGAGCGAAGUAUCGUAGGUGCAGUGGCGACCUGUCAUUCAGACAAGUAGCCCCACCUGUUUAGUAAAACAAAUAUAUACGUUUUGCAUGUUAUUUUGACAUUUAUGUGUCAUAUCAGUUUACAUUUCAAACAAACAUUUUGUUAGUAAAGUUAAUAAUUGUAAACUGGGUGGGUCGAGCCCUGAAUGCUGAUUGGCUCCUACUGGCGCAGCAGUCUAUGGACAAUGACCCCAAGCAUACUUCCAAAGUUGUUGCAAAAUGGCUUAAGGACAACAAAGUCAAGGUAUUGGAGUGGCCAUCACAAAGCCCUUACCUCAAUCCUAUAGAAAAGUUGUGGGCAGAACUGAAAAAGUGUGUGCGAGCGAGGAGGCCUAUAAACCUGACUCAGUUACACCAGCUCUUUCAGGAGGAAUGGGCCAAAAUUCACCUAACUUAUUGUGGGAAGGUUGUGGAAGGCUACCCGAAACGUUUGACCCAAGUUAAACAAUUUAAAGGCAAUGCUACCAAAUACUAAUGGAGUGUAUGUGAACUUCUGACCCACUGGGAAUGUGAUGAAAAAAAUCAAAUUUGAAUCGAAUCAUUCUCUCUACUAUUAUUCUGACAUUUCACAUUCUUAAAAUAAAGUGGUGAUCCUAACUGACCUAAAACAGGAAAUUUUUACUAGGAUUAAAUGUCAGGAAUUGUGAAAAACUGAGUUUAAAUGUAUUUGGCUAAGGUGUAUGUAAACUUCCGACUUUAACUGUAUGUAUCAGACCGUAUACCAUGGGUAUGACAAAACAUUUAUUUAUACUGCUCUAAUUACCACAGGGACUGUUUUCUAGCACUCUGCAUUGCGUGGUGCAAUAGAACAGCCCUUAGCCAUGGUAUGUUGGCCAUAUACCACACCACCCUUGGGCCUUAUUUUCUUUUAAAAAUCCCAUGUGCAUGUGCAUAACUAUAGAUAUGAAGUGAUGAAAGUUGGACAGAUGAUCUCAAUAUGUGCAAGAAACACUUGGACGAACUUCAAAAAACUAAUGUUAGGCUAUUUUCUGAUAAUUGUGCCUUCUUUAUGUGCCAGAUGUUAAGACUACAAAUAAAUGGCCUACUUGCAA